AUGAAUCACAAACACGCAUGUUUUUAUCUCCUGCUCCUCUUCUUCCUCCUCCAAAAUCCGCCGUCCUCCGCCGUCGAUUUCGUCAUUAACUCCUUCAACUCCACCACCGUCUCACUCUAUGGCAGCGCCACCAUCCAAUCCAACAUCCUCACCCUCACUAACACUACUGCCGUCCAAACUGGACGUGCUCUUUAUCCAGACAAGAUCCCCACCAAGAAUUCCUCAUCAUUACUUCCCUUUUCUACCUCCUUCAUCUUCGCCAUGGCGCGCACAAGAAACGUUCUUCCCGGCCACGGGUUAGUGUUUCUGUUCACCCCUGUCACCGGGAUUCGGAAUACAGACGCAGCUCAGAAUCUUGGUCUUUUUAGCAGAACGGUUGAUGGGAAUUCAAGCAAUCAUGUGUUUGGUGUUGAAUUCGAUGUGUUUAGAAACGAAGAGUUUCGAGAUAUUAAUGAUAAUCAUGUUGGGAUUGAUGUCAAUUCUUUAACAUCUCUUAAUUCAUCUGAAGCUGGGUAUUAUCAAGAUCAAGAUGGGGUUUUCAGAAUAUUACAGCUUAACAGCGGUAGAAACUACCAAGUUUGGAUCGAUUAUAAAGAUUCCAUGAUUAAUGUGACCAUGGCUCCUGUUGGGAUUAAAAAGCCCACCAGGUGUUUGAUCUGUCUCCCUUUGAAUCUUUCUGAUGUUUUUGAAGAUGAAAUGUAUGUGGGAUUCACUGCUGCUACUGGGGCAUUGAUUCAAAGUCACAACAUCUUGAGUUGGAGUUUUAGCAACUCAAAUUUCUCUUUGAGUGACUCUCUGAUCACAGAAGGGUUGCCUUCUUUUGUGCUUCCAGGUGAGCCUAUUUAUCGAUCAACCGGAUUCAUUGUCGGUUUAACAUUAGGGGUUUUCUUUAUUGUUGUGAUUUGUGGUUUGGUUGGUUUUCUUUGGAUCAAAAGAAAGAGGAGAAUAGCUAAAGAAAAAGCCAAUAUGGAGGAUUGGGAAUUGGAAUAUUGGCCUCAUAGAAUACCUUUUCAAGAAAUCGAUAUGGCAACAAAGGGUUUUAGCGAUGAGAAUGUGAUCGGAAUUGGUGGCAAUGGGAAGGUUUACAAAGGAGUUAUAGGUGGCACAGAGAUCGCGGUCAAACGGAUCGCUCACGACAACAAUGAUGGUGUGCGAGAGUUCUUGGCCGAGGUUUCAAGUCUUGGAAGGCUAAAACACAGAAAUUUGGUGGGAUUAAGAGGAUGGUGCAAGAAAGAAAAGGGUAGUUUGAUCUUGGUAUACGAUUAUAUGGAAAACGGGAGUUUAGACAAAAUGAUAUUCAAUCGAGAAGAUACCAAAAUCUUGGAAUUUGAUGAUAGAAUGAGGAUCUUAACAGAUGUAGCAAAUGGGAUUUUCUACCUGCAUGAAGGGUGGGAAUCCAAGGUUUUACAUAGAGACAUCAAGUCAAGCAAUGUGUUGCUUGACAAAGAAAUGAAUGCAAAGUUGGGUGAUUUUGGGUUAGCGCGGAUGCACCAGCAUGGUCAAGUGGCUACCACCACUCGCGUGGUUGGAACCGCAGGGUACCUCGCACCAGAAGUGAUCAGAACAGGCCGAGCCUCAACACAAACAGAUGUUUUCAGUUUCGGAAUCUUGAUUCUUGAAGUUAUAUGUGGAAAGAGACCAAUAAAAGAAGGAAACAUCCCUUUGCUGAAUUGGGUAUCCCAAAUGAUGGAAAAAGGCAAACUUGUUAACGCCAUAGACCAGCGGCUAAUCGCAAAGGGUGGUCUGGACCAUGAGGAGGUCGAAAUAGUGUUGCAUUUGGGGCUGUUAUGCGCGCACCCGGAUGCGAAGGCUCGACCAACGAUGAGGCAAGUGGUGAAGACUUUAGAAGGGAGGAACAAGAACGAAGCAGAUGAAUCUGAAGGGGAUGAUGAUAUGGGAGUUUAUUUGCUGGAAAGGAUGAAAUCCAAAGAUUUGUGGUCAAAAUAUUCAGAAAUAUUAAUGAAUUCAGGAUCAUCAUCGUAUUCACAUCCAAAAUUUGGGGAGGUUAGAGCUGGGAUUUCUUCUUCUAUGUCACUUACAUUAUCUGAUAUUGUAGAGGGUCGAUGAGUUUGAAAUUGUAUACAUAUAUAACACUUGGAAAAGAAAGGUUUUUUAGGUGGUUUUGUGACAUGGGUUUUGCCUGGAUUUCAGGGGUGAAAGUGGAAAUGGAUGAUUGAGGACAGGGGCAGAACGGGAUUUUGCUUUUAUUUUUUGUAUUCUUUUAUUAUUGUAAUUACAUAUAGUUUUGUGUGUUCUUGGAAACAUGUAAAUUACCUUCAUGAAUGUAACAAUUCCUCCAGGUUUAUUUGUCUA
This is a messenger RNA of Cynara cardunculus var. scolymus (artichoke), 2313 nucleotides long. Its product is annotated as L-type lectin-domain containing receptor kinase VII.1. Gene Ontology annotation, molecular function: carbohydrate binding; protein kinase activity; ATP binding. Bases 1 to 2067 code for a protein of 688 amino acids. The transcript has a single exon. Gene Ontology annotation, cellular component: plasma membrane. Gene Ontology annotation, biological process: protein phosphorylation. The record is from RefSeq and is a predicted model, not a curated record. Lineage: Eukaryota; Viridiplantae; Streptophyta; Magnoliopsida; Asterales; Asteraceae.